This is a messenger RNA of Limulus polyphemus (Atlantic horseshoe crab), 1245 nucleotides long. RefSeq lists its product as uncharacterized. The record is from RefSeq and is a predicted model, not a curated record. The transcript has 7 exons. Lineage: Eukaryota; Metazoa; Arthropoda; Merostomata; Xiphosura; Limulidae. The coding region runs from base 1 to 1245 and encodes 414 amino acids.
AUGAAUGUUAUGAAAGAACUUAUUGACACAAAAGUAAACGCGUGCGUGCGAGGAGAGGCAGGGUACUGUUCCAUCCGCUGGGAGGCGCUUGGAGCGGAUUUCGACGUUGGUCAACUUCCAAACGCAAACACUUCAGGAGUGGGAGACAUGAACUGUAAAUCUGACUACGUGAUCCUUCCAAGCGGAUCUGACGUUACUGGAACGUUAGGGCCGUCUGAUCGAUUUUGUGGAUCAGUAUUGAAUCCGGUUCAGGCCUCGUUUUUCACCCUGUUGAGGUUUGUUAACACGCCGUGUGUUGGUUCUAACGGCUUGGAGGGGGUCUGCAUGUCUGACACGGCCUGUAGCAUAAGAGGAGGGGCGAGCAUUGGUAGCUGUGCUAGCGGUAGUGGUGUUUGCUGUUUAGACAAAAUGACUUGUGGAAAUACCACAUUUAGGAACGAGACUUUAUUUGUUAACCCGAGCUUUCCUUUUUACGGGGAGGACGGGACAAAUACGUGUCAGAUGACCAUUAAAAACAUCAAUAACAUAUGUCAAAUGAGACUGGACUUCCUCGAGUUCAACAUCGCACAACCUGAUAGAAACGGCCGAUGUACAACGGACUCGUUUAUUGUGGGAUCUUCAAUUGGAGAAAGGUAUCCGAUCUUGUGUGGAGAAAACAGUGGUCAACAUAUGUAUAUUGACAUGGGAAGAAGCCGGUCGAGUAACCCAAUCGUUCUGAGCGUCAUCACUAAUGGAAACAAAAUGACCCGGACAUGGAGGAUAAAGAUAUCGAUGAUAAGAUGUAAAAGUCUGGAGUUAGCACCAACAGGAUGUUUGCAAUAUUACCAGAAGCCGAGCGAUGUUGUCCGGAGUUUUAACUGGGGUCUCCCGACAAUCGGAAACGUGAGGUAUCUCAGCAAUCUUCGUUACACGGUGUGUCUUCGAGUGGAGGAAAACUUCUGUUCCAUUAAGUGGGAAACAGAAACACCGGAGUCUUUCUCUUGGGGCUGGCCGUUUGAUGAAGGAUCCAUGGGUUUCGUCUGUAAUAACGAUGAUUUCAUCGAGAUCUCCCAGGGCUCUCCUUCAGGCCUGAGAGUAGGGGAAGAUCGGUUCUGUGGAAACUCUCUGCUAAAUAGAAACAUAAUUAUCUCUCACGUUAAACCAUUCGUUCUUAGAGUGAGAAGUAACGACAAUUCUGUUCUGAAUUCACGAGCUUCUCAAACCGGAUUUUCCUUAAUUUACACACAACUUCCGUGUAUUUUCUGA